This is a messenger RNA of Aspergillus affinis, 1857 nucleotides long. RefSeq names its product telomere-binding alpha subunit central domain protein. Gene Ontology annotation, cellular component: nuclear telomere cap complex; chromosome, telomeric region. The coding region runs from base 1 to 1857 and encodes 618 amino acids. The transcript is spliced from 4 exons. Gene Ontology annotation, biological process: telomere capping; regulation of telomere maintenance via telomerase. The record is from RefSeq and is a predicted model, not a curated record. NCBI's taxonomy places the organism in Eukaryota, Fungi, Ascomycota, Eurotiomycetes, Eurotiales, Aspergillaceae. Gene Ontology annotation, molecular function: G-rich strand telomeric DNA binding; telomerase inhibitor activity.
AUGUCAGAAGCGUCGCGUUACCCCGAAUUAGUGGAUAUCCCCACGGCCAUGUCCAAACAGGGCAAUGUAACGGUCCUGGGGGUAGUGGUAGAUGCCAUGGCUCCAAUGAGGUCCAGAGGCACAUCGAUCUUCAUAACCUUUACCCUCAAAGAUUCCAACCUAGAUAACGGCCAUACGUGGGAUGGACUGAAGAUCAAAUACUUUCGAGACAACGAAAGUCAAUUACCCCCUGUACGUAAGGGCGACGUGCUUCUUCUGCGGAACGUUUGGGUAAGAACACUCGCUGGGAAGCCACUGGGCGUGGCUGCCCAAGAUAGGACGAUCCCAUGGGCACUGUUUCGUCAUGAAUCUAACCCAAUGUCCACUGCAACGCCCAUUUGUGGCCCGACACCGUUUGAGCCAUCAUUCACGGAAAAGAGGCUAGCACGAUCUUUACUAGAAGAUAGUUUAAAGCUCAAGGAGUUUCGGAUCUAUUCCGUGAAGCCCGUGGCCCCUCAAUCCCACUCGGCUACACCUGCAUCGAAGUCCAACCAUUCUGCUCCUGAUCGCUUCACGCUGGUCAGAGAUGCAAAAUAUAAUGCAAAAUACAAAACAUAUGUCGACAUCAUAGGGGAAGUUGUCAAGAUCUACCCCACCUCUCGCGGCGACCACGUCUUGAUGUAUAUCACCGACUACACGACGAAUAGGAACCUACCUGAUCAUGGCAGCGAUGACGAGAAGGGCCAAGAAGGCGACGACUACAACUAUCAGCGCUAUAACCAAAAAAGAUGGAAAGGCCCAUCCGGUCAGUUGUCUCUCGCAGUAACAAUUUGGGAACCGUAUGAUUCCUAUGUCCGAGAACAUGUCAACGAGGAAGAUCUCGUCUAUCUAAGCAACGUUGAGAUUAAAAGGGGUAGUCACAGCACGACUAUGGAAGCUGCCAUUCAUGGCGACAAAUGGCAGAGCAACAGGGACAAAGUCCGUCUAAUAGACCCCAAAUCUGAUGCUCGAGCCCGGGAGCUUCUACAUCGAAGGGAGGAAUACUGGAGCAGAAAUCAAUCGAAACGAAAACUUGCACAAGAUGACGAGCCACCGCCGCAAUCAAAACAGGCUAAGAGGCUGCAAAAACGGAAGGCCGAGGCAAAGAAAGAUGCAAGUCAGACUUCGAUCGCCUCCAGGACCCGAGACCCCUUCAAUUCAAGUAUCAUUGCUGCAUAUAGCAGCUGCACUUACCUCCCAAUCGAGGACAUUCUUACCAACGAAUCACAUAACAAUGUCUCGCCUCAUCAAAUUCAAUAUCGCUUUCCAUUCCAAAACCUCUGUUACCGGUCUAUUGUUCGCGUCGUCGACUUUUUCCCUCAUAAACUCGAGGAUUUUGCUGUACCAGAAAGGCAAGACGAUGGACUGCUUGCCCGCCAAGAACGCGAAUACGCAACGGGUGAUGCCUUCAACAGAUGGGAAUGGCGCUUUUGUCUUCUCAUCGAAAGUUCCUCAGCGCCACCCCCCGGACAGGCCAGGGAACAGAUGAAACUUUUUGUGUCGGAUGUGGAAGCAGUGCACUUACUAAAUCUUGACGCAAGCGAUUUACGCAAGAACCCAGACGAUCUGGCACGUUUAAGAGAAAAGCUCUUUAUCCUCUGGGGGAAUCUUGAAGAGCAGAAAAGGGAGGCUACUGAGCAGAACGGCCAGGCUCCGAAGUGUAUCUCGUCGCUUCCUUUUGCUUGUUGCAUCCAGGAGUAUGGAGUCAAGUGCUCCCAUCGUGUCGCUGUCAGUGCCGAUGACGGGUCAAAUGGCGAUGAAGUGGGUUCUUCGUGUAAUCACGAUGGCUGUUUUGGGUGGGAGAGGCGGUUCGGGAUGUUCAAAACGAGAAUUAACUAA